AUGAGACGUGAUGAUGAUGGUGAUAAAACUUUGAAGCAAAGGAAGGACGUACACCAUCCCAACGCUUGGCCAGUACCUCACGCAUGCGCGCAGCCAUAUCACCCAGGCAGUGGCAGCCAUGGACAGCUGUUUCACUUUUAUCAGGCCUUAUCAGCUUAUCAGACCCCUGUACGGUCAAAGCUGUGUUCAGAGGCCCUCUACUGCCGAGGCGAGUGCAAAGCACGUCUUUAAACGCCAGCUCCGCCAUCACAUAUAGGAGCUGUUGGCUGGAAACCAAACGACGUUUCUCCCACGACAUGCGUUGGGAAAGCUGAUCAGUAUUUCGGUCGAUCUGUGUAAGCAACUUCAUUCUCAGACCAUUUUCCUUGUAAACUGGGAUAAGCCGGAACAAACCUGACGCGGGUAAGGGUUCUGCUGUGUGCAGUUCUCUGCAUUGUGGGACUCGUUACCUUAUAGCAGUCCUAGCACGCCCGACUGCUCAGGUGUCCCGUUGGGCGGGGAGCGUUUCCGGGGGCUCAGGUUCAAUUCCUGGGCGAUUUUGGCGUACUGGUGUACCCUCCUUCAGGCGUUGCUCGGCAGAGCCAAUGCACUCCGGCUCUGUUAAGUAUCGUGAUGUCGUCUGGCCAUUGCACUGACCAUUGCACUACCGGGUCCGUGGCUGGGGGCGCCUGAAAAAAAAACAACCUGAGGAUGAGGUUGGGUUUAUAAGAAUAAAUAUAAAAAUAUAAAUGAUUUGUGUAGAAGAAGAAGACAUAGACAUUUACAGUUUUAUUAACGAAACUGUAAGGCAUGUCCUUUUGCAUAUGCUUGGUAUCUCUCAAAACUUCAAAACAAAUCCAGACUCUCCAUCCUUUUAAAAACCCGAACUAAAAUUGGCAAAUGAUACCAAUCUUCUAAUUCUAGUUACAUUGUAUUGCAGAUAGAAGCUGCGAACAAGACUGGUCAUAUUAUAACAGGAGCUGUUAUUUCCGUGAUGUGAAGGGUAAAACAUUUACUGAUGCCCAGGCCAACUGUGAAUCGAAACAAGCCAAUCUUGUAACUGUCAAUGAUAUUUAUGAGCAGGAAUUUCUGAAGACUUUCAUGGGAAAAGCUGGGGGUUGGAAUGGUCUCAACAGUCAAAACAGCACAAACAGCACAAACAGCACAAACAGCACAAACAGCACAUUUGAGUGGGUCAGUGGAGAGACGGUUAACUUUACGUAUUGGAGUGAAGAUCAGCCAGACAUUGAAGAUCACUGUGUUCAUAUGUAUAGAGUAAAAAACUUCAAGUGGCGAACAAAGGCAUGUUCAUCUAAACACAAGUCGAUUUGCGAAAAAGGUUUGUUGCGCCUUUUCUCUUAUUAUAGGACAAUCAAAGAAUCUGCAUCUUCUACGAGAUGCAGAUGCUUCUUAUUCUCGAGAAAACCUCACUGACAUUGACGAGACAGAAAUAGAUAUUACUCAUCUCCAAAUUUCAUCUCAAUAUUUGUGUUUAUCAGGGCCAUUAGAUAGGUGA
Messenger RNA from Porites evermanni, 1495 nucleotides. The record is from the annotation of a GenBank genome assembly. Lineage: Eukaryota; Metazoa; Cnidaria; Anthozoa; Scleractinia; Poritidae.